Molecule: messenger RNA, 333 nt
Organism: Sparassis crispa
Lineage: Eukaryota; Fungi; Basidiomycota; Agaricomycetes; Polyporales; Sparassidaceae
Exons: 2
Coding region: 1-333 (110 amino acids)
Source: RefSeq, a predicted model, not a curated record
AUGGAUGACACAGUCCGCAGCAAGAUCCAACGCGUAGGCAGCGAGAUCCGGGCUCCGUACGAAGAUCGCACCAUCUGCGAUCUUGUCCGCGUUCCUCUUUCCUCAGGGCGACAUGAUACUAUGCUUGCCACCAUUCAAAUCUUCAAGUGUAGGAAACAUUUACACGAUCGGCAUAGUCCCGAUGCGUCCGUGCAUAGAUCAGUGUCCGCGUCGAUGAAGUGGUGGGUCCAAGUUUGGAUGGUGUUCUGGGAAGCGGAGAUCUGGGACACUGGUAGGACAGAGGUUGUAUCUAGCAACAUCCCAGCGCAGGCAGCCCUAGUCGAAAUCUCGUAG